UUCUAUCCAAAUGUCAUGGCAACGCACUUUGCGUUUCAGUUACCCGUACAUGUAAAUAAACAAUGUUUCAGUUUCAUUUCCACUUUUGCCAAAUUUUCGAGACCAAACACGUACAAACAUAGAAAAAAAAAAGAGUUAAAGGAAGGAAAAAGAAAUGAAAAAGGAAGAUAAGAAUUUCCUUAUCUUUGUAUGUGUUUAGCAUUUGCAAACGGUUCCUGAUUACCUAGUAUUCUUUUUCGGUAACGGGCUCUGACGUUGUAAUCUAUUUAUGUAAUUACUUUUCUGGCCUUUAUAUAUAUUUCUUUCUGAAAAAUGAAUAUUUAAACAGGCUGUGACUUUUGAAAGACAAUCAUGCAUUCUUUAUGUAUACGCUUCUAUGUAAUUAGCGUAGUUAUUUUUCUGACUGUUAAUUUUUCCUUUGCUGUUGAAUUUGGGUGUAAAGAUGAAGACGGCCAAAGUGUUGAUUGGUUUGUAAAUUACAAAAUACCUAAACUUGAGCAAGGGUACAGUGGAACCAAUCUUGCUGAUGGAACAGCAUAUGCUUACAUGUCUUCUGAUACACCUGGACGAUGGAUACUCUCUGAACAGAGUAUAACAACCGAUUCAUCCAUGCUUGCCAAAACGUUGCAUCCUGUUAUACACAAUAAAGAGGAAGCUACUUACUUGUUUUACAAUGACGAUCCACCUGUUGGCUUCAAUGGUACAUCCAAUGGACACUUAAAAGGGGUUGUUGCUUUUAAGGGUAAAUAUGGAUUUUGGCUAAUCCAUAGUAUACCAAAAUUUGGUGAAACCAGGGAAUAUAGAUAUCCAAAUAAUGCCAUGGUAAAUGGACAAAGCAUUUUAUGUGUGUCUUUUAAUACCACUUCUUUGAAUGAAAUAUGUAAUCAGUUAUUGCAUUGUAGUCCAAAGAUUUAUGAAAGCCAAGUUACAGAUGACGCCGCUUCCUUUCUAGAUGAUAAAACCAAAACCUUAUUUACUAGUAAACCUUCUUUUAAUAGGAAAGAACCUUUUGAAAGAAUCACUCCUCUGAAAAGUACUGGUAAAAUGUCUUUUAUUAGCUUUGCUAAGGAUGGCCAAUUUAAAAAAGAUGUUUACAGCAGCAUUAUUGCUCCAGAACUGAAGGCCGAUUUGGCAACAGAAACUUGGCGGAGAGGCUCUGGUGGAUUUUUACCGCCAAAUUGCACUUCCAGUUAUACUGUUAUCGAUAUUUCUCAGAUUAAAAUGACUGUGAAAAUGGGAAGAAAAAAUGAAGACCUCGUCUUCUCAUCCACCGAGGACCAUAGUAAGUGGGCCGUGUCUUUAAGUUCGUCCAAAAGAUGGAUUUGUGUUGGAGACAUGAAUAGAAUGGAUUCCCAAGCAAACCGUGGAGGUGGUGCCUUGUGUUUUCAGUCAGCAAAAAUUAGAAGAGCUUAUCAGUCUCUGAUCGCUGAUUCAGAUCGCUGUCCGAUAUAACACAUGCCUUGAAAUAUUGGUCAUCAUCUUUUAGUCAUGUUUCUUUAUAAUAAUUAGUCAUAGUGAUUGUCACUUAUUAUUUUAUAUGGUUAUUGUUUUGAGAAGCUGAAUAUCAUAUUUUAGUCAAUAUAUCUAUUUUAUAUAUUAGUCAAUGUAUCUCAAUAUAUUUAGUUUAAUGAUUAUUUACUUGUUAUUUUUGUUCUGUUAUUUUGUUGAAAUCUAAAUAGCAGAGUUUAGUGUUGGUAUUAUCUUAUUACGAUGACUUACUCCUUUUUUGUAUGACUAUAUAGAUUUUUUUCUGAAGAAACUAAUGAUUGCUCACUUGUUAUUUUUGUUUGGUUUUGCUGUUGUGAACCUGAUUAUCGUAUUUUAGUCUUGGUGUUAUACUGUAAUGAUUGCUCAUUUUAUUUGUAUAUGACUAGAACUAAGUACCAUGUACUGAUGUCUUUAUAUAUAUUUAUAUAUUCUCUAAUUACUCAUUGAUUGUGUAUGUGUGCAACAUAUAUAUGAUUUGGAGAUUUUAGUCAUUAUAUUUUUUACUCUAGUGAUGAUUCAUUUGUACUUUUCAUAUAAUUAUUAAAAUCUAUAUAGCAUAGUUUAGUAUUAUCUAUUAAGAAGGCUUACUCCUUUUUGUAUGGCUAUAUAGAUAAUUUUUUUCAAGAAGCUUUUUAUGCUUAUGUUUAUUUGGUUUUGCAUAAUUUCUCAAAUGAAGAAAUCUCAUUUUUUUUAUUAAUUUAUUUAAUAUUUAAUGAUGUAAAGGUGACAAAAAAUUAUUUUUUAAAACCACAAGCACAAGAAUGUUAUAUUAGAAUUAAAUUAUAUUUAUUCUACUAAGAGAAAUGAAUUUUUAUUAUAUUAUGAGAAAUAAAUUAUUUCAAUUCUUAAUGGUAUAUUUGGUAUAUAAUGCUAUAUUUGAAUAAAAUAGUAUAAUUUAAAAAAAAAUCUGUAUUUUCAAUACAGAUUUUCUUAUCAUUUCAACAUAAAAGAAUCGCAAGUUAAAAAAAAUAUUUUCAUUCUUUAUAAGAUUCAAAUUUAUCUAAAAGAUUUCAUCGUAUUUAAAAAUAAUUUUGUGCAUGUAAAUUUAGCAUUAAUUGAAUUGAAUAUUAUAAAUCAUGUUUUCAUAAUUAAAGUGUAAUAAUGAUUGCAUUUUAAAAGAAAAAUAAAUUUUACAUUAUAACAUCAUUUUGUGGGUUAUAUCUAUUUACUGUAUCGAAGAUAUUGCAUCCAAAAGAAAAGGAUUAGUUGGAGUUUUAAUUCAUAAAAUGAAAUGAAUUUAAUAGUUAUUUGGCAGUUUUAAUUAAUUAUUUGAAAUAAAUUUGCUUAAAAAACUUUUUUUUUUUUUUUGCUGGAAAAGUUUUUAAUAAAUCUUUUUUUCAUUUCAAAAUUUUGAAGCAGACAAGCAUGGAAUUUGGUAAUGACUGACUGUUUUAGAAUUUUUUUCUUGUAAUUUACUAAAAGAUUUCUUUUUUUAAAAAUCUAUAUUACUUAUUAUAAAUAGUGGAAGUAUUCAUACAAAUUAGCAUCAAACUGUUUGUAUUGGAUUCAUAUAAAUUAGUAUGAAUUAAAUGUAUUAAAUUUGUAUGAAUUAAAUCAAUAUUGAACUGUACAGUAGUUACACAUGUGAGUGCUAUACGGUUCAAUCUUUAUGUAUUCAUUAUAAAUGUAUUCAUUAUAAAUCUUAUGUAUUCAUUAUAAAUCUUAUGUAUUCAUUAUAAAUCUUAUGUAUUCAUUAUAAAUUAAAAAAACCCCUAAGGGAUUUUAUAUUUGUUGUAUCCUUUUAGAAAAUUCAUUGUGGUAUGCUUUAUAAUUUUACGUUAUUUAAGUGUAAAUGAAGACCUUUUUAUACAAAUUCAUGUUAUUUUUUUAUUUUACGAAUUUCGUUAUUAUAUAACUUAUAUAAGAAAUUAUAAUAUUAUAUUCAUCAUUGUUUUAAUAAUUUCUUAUUAUUAAAAAAUCUUGUAUCCAUUCAU
Argiope bruennichi is the source of this 3422-nucleotide messenger RNA. RefSeq names its product plancitoxin-1-like. Bases 352 to 1452 code for a protein of 366 amino acids. The transcript has 7 exons. The record is from RefSeq and is a predicted model, not a curated record. NCBI's taxonomy places the organism in Eukaryota, Metazoa, Arthropoda, Arachnida, Araneae, Araneidae. Gene Ontology annotation, molecular function: deoxyribonuclease II activity. Gene Ontology annotation, biological process: apoptotic DNA fragmentation.